CUUCUUCUCAUCUUGCCUCAUCUCAUUCUCAUUCUCAUCUUUCUCUGCAGUCGACCUUUCUCAUUCUGCUCCUUUUCUUUUAUUUCAUUCCACUCCGCCUCCUCCUCUUGUUCCUGAAACCAGACCACUGGCAUUUUAAUCACUAGCAAAAAGAGAAUGUGGUCCUGGCAGCACUAGAAAACACGUUCACCUGCUCGCACAUCCUCGCAUCGCAACCUUCCUCCUCUACCUCCUCUUUAACCUCUUCUUCGUCAAAGACAGAGAAACAAUAAUAUCCUUGCUCAAGCUGUGGCCACAAUUGCAUUGCCUUGCUUUUAAUGACCCUUUUGUAGCAACGGCCCUUUUUUUCCCGCCAAUUAUUUUCAAAAAAACAACCAUGACCUCUGUCAUUCCUCAACCAUGGCCAGGUUCUGGUGUCGCCGACACAGCAUCAUGCCCACUUCGGGGGCAAGGACAGAACACACUCCAGCAGGCAAUAUCAACGCAGCAUCAAUUAUACCAAACAGAUGAGCCCCUAGGCCAGGAUUAUCGUUACCAUCUUCCAGCCCCUCUGACAUACCAGCAACAGCAACCAUCCCACCCUAAUGAACACAAUCAUCGUCCGCUGCAACUCAUCAAUCAAGAGUACGAUCAGGACUAUCCCCACCUGUACCAUAAAUCCCAUCGAACCUCCGAUGGGCGAACAGGCAGAGAUACUUCUUUACGGUCAAAGACCGCAAAACGGGUCAGCAAAGCUCUACCGCCGGAUCCACUUAUGAAGCAAAGACAGCGAUCUUUUAAGAGCGGAUCAUCGAAUAAGCUCGAAGCCGACAGUGAAGCCGCUGUCAACAAGGACCUUCCACUUCCACCAGCACCGACAUUCACGCUUCCCUCUGCUUAUAGCCACCAGCAACCGUCUGACGAACCAGAAAGACGUCUGCGAUCCGACUCGCAAUCUGAAGUGACUUCAGCAACAUCUUACCACCUUCCCUCCCGUAGUAUGGCCGAUCUUCAGCACAGCGUGUUCAUGGACCCAGGUCAGAUGGAGUCGACUCCAUAUAUACCGCCUGCGAGCAAGAAAGGGAUCGUCAUCGAUCGACCCUACAGCUACUACAAAGUUUCACCAAAGGAGCCCCAGAGAGUGACAAAGAUCGAUUCUCCCUUCGGCCCUCCUGAAGUUACUCCAGUAAUGCCAUCUUUUCAAGAGAGGCCGCGCAACAAUAGUGGGAGCAGCGGUUCUUCGACCUAUCAUACCCACCCGUCUCAAGCAAAUCCAUUUGUGCCUCCAGCGCAGUACCAGCCUGCUCAGUUCUACCAACAGUACCAGUCAACGACACGGAGUGAUGGGUCAAGGAAGGAGCAUCCCGAUCAGGAAGACCCCGUCGCCGCGAAGACAGAGUUGUUAUUGACCACCCAAUCGACAGGCGCCACUCAUGCCACGCGGGAAAAAUCAAACUCUAAUAGGCAUCAUCCGCUAGCUACCUCACCCUGGCCAGAAAAAACAAUCUCUCAGGUACCACCAACAGCAGCAGAGGCUAGCAGUGGUCAGCUUUGGGAAGAAAAUCAUCCGACUCGGAGUCACAGUAACGGAAAGGGGCCUCUUCAGACCCGGCAGCAGCGCUCACAGAAUGGUGGGCAAGGCUACGACAUAGACCAACUCCGACGGCAAGAUUCACUUGGCACAGCACAACCGACGCGAAAGGCAUCUGGCAGCAAUUUGCUGCGAAUGGCGCGUCAGGCAUCUGGUACGGCGCUCAAAGGCAUGGGCUUGAGCAGAAAGGCUUCUGAGAAGAACCAAAGCUCGAGUCAAAAGUCUAUACACGCAAAAGGCGAGGAAGCUGCUGCCACCGCUCAACUUUCCACUUACGAGCAGAACUCGCAGGUCUGGGCGCAGCAAAACAGUCGAUCGCAGACAAAUUUACAGCGAAGACCUUACCCAGGCAACUCCUCCAGCAAUCAGCAAACCCAGGACUAUGCCUUUUCCAGGACAUAUGAAGCCGAGCUAGGACGGAACAGAUCCUUGCCUGACAUCAAAUCACCUUCUUCUGCCGACAGUCGAACACCCGUUAGAGGAAGUUCCCUCACCCAUCCAAAGGCAAAUCCCGGUCCGUUUCACAACCGGCAGAGAUCGCAGCACCAUCUCCAGCACCCAUAUCAGGCCGCCACUGCAAUGUCAAAUGAACCAAUCACUGCCGCAACACCCCCAUCCAUGGGAUCUGACGUCAUCCAGGAUGCCUACGGAGGCACCACAGAUGACUGGCGACAGGCGCAACAGGCUGAGAAGGAAGCGAAAGAGCGGCAAAAUCUCAGAGAUUCUAGUCCCAAAGCACGGUCUGGCCACUCCUCCAUUAACUCCGUAAGCACAUUGAAUCUGCCGCCCACUACAGCACUACCAACGACAUCAGCACUAAAUAGAUCCACUAGUAGGAUGCUACUGCCUGACAGGGGUCGACCCACAAACUCGGCAUCGCUCGGAGACCCAUCCUCUUGUAAUGGACGGGACAAUGUCGGGCCUGAGCCAACAGAAGGAAACACUUCUCUAGCUAAGGCUACUGUGCAGCCGGGAGGUAUUUUAUCUCAGUUACAGGCUGCUACUGAGGCUGGGCAGAUCAUUGACCCGGCCAUGGGGAUUUGUUCGCAGAAGGAGGGCCUUUAUAUUCAGCGAUCCAACACUGCGCCAUAUCCUUAUCGUGAAAACAGAGCCAUUACUGAAGAGGAUGAGGCGGACUCUAUGUCUGGCUGCGGCUCAAAGACACAUGGGCCGCUAGAGUACAGCAAGAGCGAGGGCUAUGCCGCUGCCUCGCGAAACAACAGGCAGCAGAAGCGAGCGCAGCAACAACAACAGCAUCAGCACCAAUCGCAGCCAAAUCAACCAUCAGAUCGACAGCAGCACCAGCAGCAGCGUCAAGCGCAACCGAGUGUUUCUCAAAAUCAUCCAAAUCACAAUGAACUGGACCACCUGCCCCACCAGCAGCCUAGUUACCAGGUCCAUCAUCAAUCUCACCAAGCCUACCAUGACCAGCCUUACGAACAUCACCAAAGCCAAUGGCAGCAGCAGCAGCAUCAUCAACAUCAGAGAAAUCAGUCACUAUCGAGAUCGCGAGCCAUGUCGAACGACUCCUUAGCCGAUACAAACAAGGACUUGCCGCCCACGCCCGGUCGUACACCCCAAACAGCUCUUCAAGGACAGGAUAGUCGUCACACACCUGGUCAGAUACAAACCGGACAACUUCAGCAGAGCGAAUCUCAAUCUCAAACCCAGAGACAGCGUUUGCGAAGCGAAAGUCAGCCCGAGUCGUCCAGAUGCCAUAACCAGCAUCACCAGCAGGCAAUGGCAUCGAACACAGCUUCUGGAGAAGGCGCUCUUGUGCGAUCUAUGUCGCCGCCGCGCAACAAACGCAUUUCACACGAGAGAUCGGGAAGUGCGGGACAGCUCACGCGUGGUGGUAGCCAUGGCCAGCAUGCUUUGACAUACAGCAACCCCAGCAGUGGACAAAAGGAGAGGCUAAAGUAUGGCCCCGAUAUUCUACCAUUGCCAGUGAUCCCGUCUCCAGAAGAGUUUCUCAAGAAAAACUCCAACCUGGGGAUCCUGCCACAAGAUGUCUUGAGGACACUAGACUCCCAGACAAUUCAAAAAGUCAUCACACAGGCUGUCAUUGCUAGCCGUCUGUACAAAGCCCUCACACUCGAGGAAGUUGAGAGCCUGAAGAAGGAGCAAGAGGAUCUCCGAAAAUACGUCGAGCAGCUCAGUGCCUCCCUCAUGAUCGAGACACGCAUGCGCGACGCGUCGCAUUCUCUGAUCCGCUUGCACGAAAGCAACACGAACUUCGAUGCUGUCAAGGCAGCAACCAGUCAACUGAAUGCCACGACUCGCAAGAUGGACCAGAUUGUCCAGAAGACGCAGCAAGCGAUGGAGCGGCUUCUAGAGAUCCAGCGUUUGCUGCUUCAGCACGAAGGCGCGGUUCUCAACGCUGGCAUGCGGCGCCUCGAUGGAAAUAAUCGCGAGUUGACGAGAGCUGUCCAAGAGCUUGAAACAGCGAGGGACCGGGAGAAGGAGGAGAAGCUCAAAUGGAAGAAAGAGCAUUCGCAGCUGAGGAUCCAGAGUAUGGUCUUCCCUAACCCGCCUGGAUUGGAGGAAUACCACGGCGCGAUGGCUAAUGGAACCUCUUCGAGCAGCGCAGAAUCCACGAUUCGGAGACGUAAGUCUUCUUCCGGACGUAAGUCGCCUUCGACAGCGCAGUCCGCCACGCCAUCGAACGAACCCGUACCACCCAUCCAGCAGCAGCAGCACGAUGCCCGUCUCGCAGCGCUUGAGAACUACAUGAAGGAUCUCAAUGAGGAGAUCAGCAAGAAGGACGAGCGCGUCAGUCAGCUCGAGAGCCAAGUCCGUAUGGUCAUUGUCUGGGCUGAUGACUUUGCAGGAUCUCUCAGGGCCAAACUUGGCUUCGACAACUCGGUCGAGGAAUCCGUGGGUCAAGAUAAUGUGUGCUCGUCUAAAUUGCAAAAGCAACUGGCGCAGCUGCAGUUGAGAAUCGAGGAGGGCUUCAGAAUAAUGGAGGCCAAUGCUCACGAGCUCAAGGUGAAAACGCAGGAGGCUGAGAUCGCCAAGAGUAAGGCUCUCGAGUUUGCGGCUACGACGCUCACCAACAGUAGCAUGGUGGCUGGACAAAUGGGUCUGGCCCGCUCCUCGUUCAAUUCGAGCCAAGGAUCAGAUAUUCCUCGAUCGCGCUCUAGACAGCAUGAUCACCAGCAGCAGCAGCAACAAUCGCAGCCUUCACGCCUCCGAAGUCCCUUCAAUCGGUCCAAGACUUCCUUGAACGAAUCAACGCUCCCAACUCAGCACCAUAAUAACUCGGACCUCAACGUAAUUUUGAACGAGAGCCUUUUGGAGCUGGAUCUUCAAACCAUUUCUUCCUCAUCCAGCUCUUCGGCAGCCCUCACACCGGAUAUUACAACAAGUAGCGCAUCUCAGCACUCAAAGAGUCCAGUUCACCAGCGGCAGGAUUUGGUCCGACGCUCGUCUCGCUCGAAGCAGUCAGCACAGCCGCAACCCAAGGAUGAUCUUGUCAUUGGAGACGCACAUGAGGAAAUCAAGAGACUGAACGCCAUGGUGGACGAACUCGAACGCGUAGUGAAGAUGAAGCUGCUAUAAAUAAAGCAAACACUAUAAUGACUAUGAC
Gamsiella multidivaricata is the source of this 5159-nucleotide messenger RNA. RefSeq lists its product as uncharacterized. The coding region runs from base 377 to 5131 and encodes 1584 amino acids. The transcript is spliced from 4 exons. Lineage: Eukaryota; Fungi; Mortierellomycota; Mortierellomycetes; Mortierellales; Mortierellaceae. The record is from RefSeq and is a predicted model, not a curated record.